Messenger RNA from Exophiala xenobiotica, 1179 nucleotides. RefSeq lists its product as uncharacterized. The transcript is spliced from 3 exons. Lineage: Eukaryota; Fungi; Ascomycota; Eurotiomycetes; Chaetothyriales; Herpotrichiellaceae. Bases 58 to 597 code for a protein of 179 amino acids. The record is from RefSeq and is a predicted model, not a curated record.
CAUCGCUUUCCCAUCAGUCUUUUGUGUUGUCUCGCGCGCGCGAAACGAUCAGAGACAAUGGGUUCACCUCAAUGUCGUCGCCGAGGCGAAGUCAAUCGUGAAGACGCGCUCAGUGCCUCGCCCUUGUCCUCUUCCCCAAAUUCGAACUCUGCGAGCUACUGGAAGCCCCAGGACAUCCUCGAAGCCGUCAUAGCCAGCACCUCUACAAUCCAAACUCCUCGGUCGGACUGGCAGGAGUAUCCACUAGCAGCCUGCGACUGGGAUUUGGUUCAAGAGCUGCUUCAAAGCCACGAACAGCGUGGUGUGCGACUCCGGUACGACUACUUUGCCUCCAUCGAGAUAUUCGUCCACCGAAUGCCUUCCAAUAUGCACGAGGUGGUGACACGCAAGCUAUCCGUGUGGUUUCAGGGACAACUCGCGAGCUUAUGCUCGACUGAACAAGAGAAGGAAUUCCAGGCAAUGGUUGCGGAUCUCGGCUCCGGCGACAUCAAGGCAAGACAGGGCAAAGAGUUUCACCAACCUGAUGCGUAUUUUGCCUGCGCAAGAGCGCGACCGGAUGCCUCAACUAGCCGAAUUCUAUCUUGGCGAGAAGAGUAAGAGAAUGUGUCAAGUGGUUGUUGGCAUUGACUGCGACUACCGAGGCGGCACGAAGAGAACCACUCUACUGGUAUUCAGACGUCAUGGCUCCGACUCUACUGGCAAGAAGAUCGUAUGCCAUGAACAAGACAUUCGACGUGACGAUGGCGCGAUCAUUCCAGGCGACCCUCUCCGAAUCUCCAUGCUCGAUCUCGCGGGUUCCGAUGAUGUACCAUCCAGCUUGCGCAACAAGACAAUCGAGAUCCCGGUCGAGAAGAUGCACCAAUUCCUUGAACUGGGCGAAGCAUUCCAAGAUGAAUAGCACGGUCCCACUAGGGUCCAGGUUAUUCUCCAAACCGGACGACAGUGACAGGCAUGAGAACAAACGAAGAGAUGUGUUUCUUAUCGAGUGAUACCCUUGUACAAGUAUUCUUUCGCUGAAAUGGCACAAGAGAGCCACGAACUGCAGUGGUCGAUGAAUUCGGCAGUUCCAGAUGAUCAGAGCACAUUGCUCCAUGAUGUAUGAUUUAUGAGAAGCUGAACGAAGCGACGUGCUUAUUGAAAUAAAAUGCGUUGAAGCAUGACAUGACCCCCAGAAUGCGC